Capronia epimyces CBS 606.96 is the source of this 1113-nucleotide messenger RNA. RefSeq lists its product as uncharacterized. Lineage: Eukaryota; Fungi; Ascomycota; Eurotiomycetes; Chaetothyriales; Herpotrichiellaceae. Gene Ontology annotation, biological process: transcription initiation at RNA polymerase II promoter; transcription by RNA polymerase II. The transcript is spliced from 3 exons. The record is from RefSeq and is a predicted model, not a curated record. Bases 1 to 1113 code for a protein of 370 amino acids. Gene Ontology annotation, cellular component: transcription factor TFIIA complex.
AUGUCCAAAGUCCUGGUGGGCGACGUGUAUGCCAAAGUCAUCGGCGACGUCUGUGAAUGGUCUCGGCAGGAUUUCGAGGAGGGCGGCGUGGAACUGGCAACUCUAGAUCUCUUGAAAUCGGAAUGGCAGAAGAAGCUGUCUGGCCUCAAGGUCGCUCAUUUGCCGUGGGACCCUCCGCCGGCGCCUAUCAUCAAAGACCAACCAACGGUUCCUAGCAACGCCAAAGCGAUCCCACUGACCCUCCCCAGCAAUGGCAACACUGUCACAAACACUCCUCAACCUCCACCUCCGCCAGCGCCAGCACCGGCCGCCCCCUCUGCAAUUCCUAUCAAGUCCGAAAACAAGGCCCCUUCUUAUCCUCCACAAGCUCCAGCACAGCAGUAUCAGGCUCCCGCUUUCCAGCAAGGCGAACCGAUGACAGCUCGUGACCGUGCCGCCAUGAAUCUGCAUCAGAGCUUUGGACAACGAGCAGGACCUCAGAUUGCACAACUCCAAUCCAACCAGCCCCGGAUCCCUUUGCAGCCAUCUGCACCGCCAACAGGCACCUUCAUCAAACAGGAAGAUGGGCCAUCAAGUUUUUCCGGAGUUCAAGACUAUCCUUCCGACGUCAAGCCACAGAUACCCACGCCACUCAAGUCGAGCCAGACCGAUGGAGCUGAUGACUCUCGCGAUACGUGGGCUACUGAGUAUGCUCGGCGGAAAGCGUUGGCUGCCGCACAUGGUGCCGAAAGUGACCGUCUCAUGCGAGCACAUUUUCAGGCGAAGCAACAAGAGCUCGAAGGCGGCGGUCUUCUCCUGAACCUCGAAGAACGCAACAUGCCCAGCUAUUCGCUUUCCCGUAAACUGAAGAGUCUGACCGGCGAAGGACCAUCUACCACUCCGUCCCUCACACGUGCCCAGGCGGAUGCGACAGGAGAUGACGAGGAUGAUGAAGAGGAUGAAGACGCCAUCAAUUCCGACCUCGACGACCCAGAUGAGUUGGCUGCCAACGAAGAAGAUGGGGAGAAUACCGACCAGGUCAUGCUCUGCACAUACGACAAGGUGCAGCGCGUCAAGAACAAGUGGAAGUGCACGCUCAAGGAUGGCAUCUUCCGCGUUGGCGGCACCGAGUAA